Molecule: messenger RNA, 1103 nt
Organism: Ananas comosus (pineapple)
Lineage: Eukaryota; Viridiplantae; Streptophyta; Magnoliopsida; Poales; Bromeliaceae
Product: transcription factor bHLH106-like
Exons: 2
Coding region: 205-930 (241 amino acids)
Biological process (GO): regulation of DNA-templated transcription
Molecular function (GO): protein dimerization activity; DNA-binding transcription factor activity
Source: RefSeq, a predicted model, not a curated record
AUAUAAAAAUCAUUUGGAGCGCGAUAAACGCGCAAGAGUAGCCACACUCUCUUUAUUCUCCUCUGAUCCUCGGAUCAUAUAUAUAUUUUCUACCCACAUCACUCCACUCCUCGAUCACUACUAUAUAGCUAAGUCCAAGAAUAUAUAAAUAUACACACGCACACGUCAUAGCAAUUAAGCAUCCCGACAUGUAAGUCUCCGACUAUGUCGGCCACCAACAGCGGCGGUGAUAUCCCGGUGCCGGCCGCCUACUUCUCGAUGCCUCUCGAGACAUCUCCCGCCACCGACCACCCGGAUAUCUCCGACCGAGCCCUCACCGCGCUGCAGAGCCACCGCGAGGCCGAGCGGCGCCGGAGGGAGCGCAUCAAGUCGCACCUCGACCGCCUGCGAACCGUCCUCGCCUGCGACCCGAAGGUCGACAAAGCUUCUUUGCUGGCGAAGGCAGUGGAGCGAGUGAGAGAGCUGAAGACUCGCACCGCCGACAUCCCUGGCUCGGCCCGUCUGUUGAUGCCCACCGAGACCGACGAGGUUAUCGUCCUCCCCACCGCCACCGCCAACCCCACCGCCUCCGUGUUUGAGGCUUCUGUGUGCUGCAAUGACCGAUCCGAUCUCUAUUCGGAGCUCGUCGCGACGCUCCGGUCGCUCCGGCUGAAAACUCUUCGGGCGGAGAUCGCGACUGUCGGCGGCAGGGUCCGUAGCGUGCUUGUUCUCUCCAGAGAGGCCGGCGAUGACGAAGAAGAAGAAGAAGAGAAUAGACAUGUUGAUGGAGAGGAGGAGGAGGAGGAGGAGGAGGAGGAUCGCGACGUCGAAUGUGGCAAAGGUGGCGGUGGCGACUUCUUGAGAGAUGCUCUAAGGGGUCUAGUGCACCGACCGGCGCCCGCGGCCGACCGGUCGAAACGGCGGAGAGUGGUGGACAGGAGAUCGACAUGAGUUUGUGCUUACAACGUGCCUUUAAUUUCACUUGUCAAGAGUUAAUUUGUGCAUGGAUCGCUAGAGUAUGAAUGUCGUGCUGUUUGAUAAAGUGUUCAUCAUCGUCCCAGUUUGGAGAACCAGUAACGACUCUAUAUUGUUGUUAAAGCUCUCAGUACAAUUUUUCUAUGUUA